AUGGGCGACGAGAAGAAAGCAUUGACUAAGAGCAAAUGGAUUGUGAAUGUUACUUCACCUUUUUAUUUGGGAUCGGGUGAUCAACCAGGAAAUAUGAUCACUCACGUUACCUUUACCGGCGAUAAUUACGUGGCAUGGGCUCGGGCCAUGACACUUUCGUUGCGAGCGCGACGUAAAUAUGGUUUCAUUGAAGGAACCAUUCCUAAACCAACUGAAGUGAUGGCUGUCCUAGAUUGGGACACUGUUCACUCAAUGAUAAUCUCUUGGAUUUUAAGGAGCAUGGACACAAAAAUAGCAGGGACUAUUCCACUGCACGAGAACGCACGCGACUUGUGGUUAUAUAUUGAACGAAGGUUCUGCGUGGCUAAUGGGCCACGAAUUCAGCAACUUAAAACCGCUAUCUCAGAGUGCAAACAGACGACUUCGAUGACGGUGGACAAGUAUUAUUCCAAACUUAUGGGAUAUUAUGAUGAGCUGGCUCGUUUGAAGCCAUUACCUGCCUGUGAAUGCCAUAAAUGUGACUGUGGUCUGGGCGCAAAGCUGGCGCGUGACCGUGACGAAGAAAUCUUUCACCAGUUUCUUAUUGGACUAGAUAGUGCAUUGUAUGCUGCUGUCCGCACUAAUUUGCUGUCUCAACAGCCCCUUGGUGAUAUUAAUCGUGCCUACCAAACUCUCAUUCAAGAGGAACACUCUCGAGGUGCUACUCGAGACAAAGGGGUUAGUGAAUCUGUUCAUGCAUUUUAUGCUCAAUUCGAUCGAGGUAAGCCACGUUUCACUCGUGUUGAUAAAUCUAAGUUGGUAUGCACUCAUUGUAAACAAAAAAGCCAUGAAAUUUCCACUUGCUUUAAGAUUCAUGGAACCCCUGAAUGGUAUGAGGAACGUGUGCGUAAUCAUUCGGGGCGGGUUGAGAAAAGUGCCCCUGCCGUGUCUCCAGCAGCAGGGUGCAGUAAUAAUGCGGCGGGGACAAUCGGCGGUGUCGGUGGUGGGGCUGUGGCAGCCCGUAGUACAGGGGGGGUUCGUGCAAAUGUGGUGUCCAACGGUGUGUUUGGGACAAAUGAAGGGGGUGGGACUCCUUUGCCGAGCCUCACGCAAGACCAAAUUCAAGCUCUCAUGAACUUGGUCAAUCUCGAACCAAAAUCUGAUGAUCGGAUGGCAGGUAUAGAGUGGAUACUAGACACUGGUGCUUCUCAUCAUAUUACAGGCACUUUAUCUGUGUUAGUCAAUGUUCGUAGUAUUGCAGCGUGCCCUGUUGGUCUUCCUAAUGGAUGCUCCGCUAAUGCUACUAUGGAGGGAGAUGUUUAUCUUACUGACACUUUAGUUCUGCAUCAUGUUUUAUUUGUUCCUGGCUUUCAGUGUCAUUUGAUCUCAAUCUCUCAUUUGCUUGCUGAUAAUGAUUGUACUCUUCAAUUCACCUUAUCUUUGUGUGCUAUACAGGACCGGUCCUCGGGGACUCUGAUUGGAGCAGGUGAGCGGCGAGGGGGGCUUUACUAUUUCCGGACGGUGGCGAAAAUUCAUGCAGCUGCAGUUGCUGCUUUACCUUCUUUUGAUCUGUGGCAUCAAAGGUUAGGUCAUCCAUCAACGUGUAGUGAAGCUGCUUCCUGCUAUUCGUUCUAG
Beta vulgaris subsp. vulgaris (sugar beet) is the source of this 1614-nucleotide messenger RNA. RefSeq lists its product as uncharacterized. The transcript has a single exon. The record is from RefSeq and is a predicted model, not a curated record. The coding region runs from base 1 to 1614 and encodes 537 amino acids. NCBI's taxonomy places the organism in Eukaryota, Viridiplantae, Streptophyta, Magnoliopsida, Caryophyllales, Amaranthaceae.